Molecule: messenger RNA, 10780 nt
Organism: Osmia lignaria (orchard mason bee)
Lineage: Eukaryota; Metazoa; Arthropoda; Insecta; Hymenoptera; Megachilidae
Gene: enok
Product: histone acetyltransferase enoki mushroom
Biological process (GO): regulation of transcription by RNA polymerase II; nucleosome assembly
Cellular component (GO): MOZ/MORF histone acetyltransferase complex; nucleosome; nucleus
Molecular function (GO): histone H3 acetyltransferase activity; chromatin binding; DNA binding
Source: RefSeq, a predicted model, not a curated record
GUUUCAAAGUUGAUUAUGUAAAAUGGCUACCAACGGCAAAGAGUUUGUGGUUACUGGAAAACGUAUCAGGCGUACGAUCGUUCGACAAUUAUUGGCCAGUUGUAACGCAGAAUGUCUGGAUCGGUGCAUGGUUAUCGUUUUGGCGUGGUCGAAGGUGGAUCAUCGAGCGGAGUAGCAUCGAUUUCGAUAAUAUUAAUAGGCAGAUUUUGUCGGAAGAGAAUUUCAGAAGCGAGGCGUAACGACGAAAGAGAAACGAGAAGCGACGGGCGGCGGUGGUUAGAGCCGUUCGGUAACCGUCCGUUUUCUCAGUGGCAGCUGCUCUCUCUCCGCUGGCCUGUUCUCUCUUCUACUCUCCGUCGGGUGAGAGGGGCCCCGGCAAAUACACUCAGCCGGCCUGACUGGCCUCUCUUCGCCCUCGUCCCCGUGAUCGUCUUAACCGGAGGAACGACGCGACGCGACGGACAAAUAGACGGACGUGGUGUCGGUUCGUUCGUUCGUUCGUUCGUACGUUCGUUCGUACGUUCGUUCGUUCAUUCAUUCAUUCGUUCGACCGAUACAUGAUUUUCUUCGAUACGAUAAUGAAUUGACGAAAUUGAAACAGAAGGCACACUCGUGUGAGCGAUCGAGAGAAGAAAUUGAUAAAUUUAGGGUGGGCUAAAGAAGAGUACGGCGAUCGUAGGCGAAAGAGGUGAAGGAACCUCUGAUAAAAAUCAAGGUACAAGUGGCGCAGGAUGUGAGUAUCGCAGCGACGCAAAGAGGAACGAUCCGGAGACGGUCGAGCGUUGUCGUCGAUCGAGUGCGCGUACUCUGGAGAGAUACGUGAUCAUCGUCGCCGGCGGCGUCAUCCCCGUCGGCGGACGGCCGACGAAAUCGAAGAGGAAGCAAUGGACGAACCCGAGUCUGCUGAGACCUGGUCGGCCUGGUUUCUCGACGCGAUCCGCAAGAUCCGCAGUCAAAAGCAGAGGCCGAGCGUGGAACGGAUAUGCCACGCGAUCCGUCAGCACCACAAUUACCACGAGGAGGAGAUUGCCGAGCACCUGGAGGUGGCCGUGAAACGCGGCGAUGUGCUAAAGAUCUUCAACAAGGGCCAGUCCUCGUACAAAGACCCUGGUGGUUUGCAGUCGAAACCGCUCAAGGUCGGCAAGGCGUCCGAUCUUAGCAAAGUGCUGGGCAAGGCCGUCAGAGAGCUCGGCGAGAGGGAAGGUUCGAGCCUGAAGAACAUCGAAAAGUAUAUUAGACAGAGUCACACGGUCGAAGAAGAAGCCGAGGGUGAUUUGAGGACGGCGCUCAGGAUAUCGGCGAAAAGAGCCGUCGAUCGAGGACUGGUGAUCCAGGACGGUAGACUUUUCCGCCAACCGGACAGACCGCCUUGUAUCAAGAAGCACGGUGAAAACGUUCAGCUCACCCUACCGGAACACCCUGUGCCCAAGCUACCAGCUCCGCUACCGAUAUGCAAAGAGUGUCUCGGUGCGACGAUAGCGGGCAACAACAAUACGAAACGAAACGCCACGGAAAAAUUGAGCCGAUGUAGCGCGUGCGGUGCAGCCCUGCACAACUCUUGCGCACCUCCGGAACUCUCGAUCCUGGUCGAUAGAGGUGUAACGUGGUGUUGCGACGAUUGCUCGCCAAUCUGCGCCGGCUGCCAGCUGGAACGAGAGUCGCAGAAUUAUCUGGUCAGAUGCGCCGGCUGCGUAAAGUGUUACCAUCCCACCUGCCUGGACCCCGCGCUCGACAAAAAGAACAAAGCACCCUGGAGGUGUCGACACUGUCAGACAGCGCAUACACCGAUCGGCAAGGAUGACGGGAAAAGAGGCAAAACACAGGACGUUAGUUGCCUCGACGACACGCCGACUAGCGCAAGGAAGAGACUCAGCAAAUUACGCGAGAGUAGAAAAUCGGCGAUAUCCAGAAAGAGCUUGACGAGUACGAGUCCCGGCAAGAAAGGCAGUGCAGGAGUGGCACAGGUGGACAGCAACUCGGACGGUAAUGCGGGUGUUGUCUCCCCUCGUCAACCACCUUUGAUUUCCUCUCCUUUACCACAACCCCCCACCCCACUCGCAGGCCAGGGUAGGCUACUCGAAGAAAAAAAUGAUCGGAUCUCCAAAGAGAAGCAAAAGUUUUUUAGACUGAGCGCAUUUAACGCGGACCACAAUAAAUUGAAGCGGGUGGGGGGCGGUGAGAAAUUUAAAUCUUCGCAAAACGUUAGUCCUAGGUUGACUCGAGGUAAUGCUGCUGCCGCCGUAGCCGCAGCCGCCGCCGCAGCCGCAGCCGCCGCCGCCGCUGCAGCCGCAGUCACAGCCACAAUUGCAACCACAACCAUAACUGCAACCGCAGUUGCAGCCAGUGUCGCGAAUAAGAACGAAAAACAACAAACGGUAGUGGGUAAAAGGUUGCCGCUAAUGUCCAGCAGCAGCAGCAGCAGCAGCAGCACCACCACCAAUAGUAACAGUAACAGUAACAGCAACAGCAAUAGCAAUAGCAACAGUAGUAGCAGCAGCAGCAGCAGCGGCGGCAGCAGUAGCGAGGCGAGUGACAGCGAUUCCUCCGACGCAAGUGACGAUACCACCGACAACGAGGACGAAGAUGACGAAGAGGUUAACAGUUCAAGCGAAUCUAGCGAUUCAUCGUCCGCAGACGACGGCCAGCAAGAACGACUGCCAGUUGUUGAGUCUCCGAAACCGAGGGGUCCGUUCUCUUGCGACUUCAACGAGGACAAACCUUGGGGUUUCGCCGCGGCCGCUGCUGCUGCUAAACUGAAUAUGGAAUCACCGUUUUUUAGCAAUAUCACCAACACGUUCGGUGCCCCGUUACCCAAGCUCGACGUCAGUAGUACGCCGACGUUUGGUUUACACAUACAACAACCCGCUACUGCCGCCAAUUCGCCGUUGCUCGACUGCGAGAAAAAGAAAGAGAAAAACGAUCGCGGCUUUGCAGCCGAUUUCACCACAGCGGACGGCAAAGUAAAACCUGGUGCCGGUCAAUUGAAAGGUCUGUUUGACGGUUUGAGUCACUUUUUUUCAGUACCUAGUAACGGUAGAGCGAGGUCUAGCGCGCCAACGCCUAAUUACGCUCCCGAUAGAAGAAAACGGCCUAACACGGACGAAGCGAGUAACACGAGCAGCACGAGCAAAUCGGCUAAAUUAUCCAAAGGGAUACAGAGCAACAAAAGGCUGCUCAGUUUACCCGAUACCCCGAAAUCGAGAGAGAAGAGGAAAAUACAAGAGGGGUCGAGCGAUGAACCGAAACUACCACGGCCUGGAAUCUUCUUGCCUUCCGACGAGGCAUUCUUCUCCGCUCCCCUUGACGAAAAAUUAACAAAAAUGACACCGUCGAAUUUGGUGAAAACAGCGGUGAAUAGCAAAAGGCACGAACACGAGAGGAGAAAGCUGAUGAAAGACGACGCGUCGUCGCUGAUCAAAUGCGCUGUGAUGGAUUUAUCGUCACCGGCAUCAGCGUCCACGUCCACGUCGGCGCUGGCGCCGGCGUCGUUACGCUCGCCCUCCUCCUCUUCGGCGUCGACCUCGAUCUUGAGGCACGAUCAACAAGAUCAGCACGAUCAAUAUUCGCGAAAGAAAAGCCCGCUCGUCGACGCGUCGAAUCAGUCACGCCACCCUGUGCCCGCCGUUUUUAAAUCUGGCCUGUGUUCCGAUUCCGUCAAAUCAAAUCCCAACCCAAAGUCCAUUCCACGAGCCUGUACUAGCGCCACCACCACCAACACCACCACGACACCCCGCGCGACACCCUGCUCCACCAGGAAGGAGGAACCGAUUCUACCGCAGAGCCUGCCACCGGGUGUCACUCAGAAGGACGUGGAUCUGUUCAAGGAGGCUCGAGAUAGAGCAGCUCGGUUAACUACUGCAAACGGAGAAAGCGAAGAAAGUAGCAGCGUGGUGUCUGUGAGCGCAGGGAGCAGCAGCGGUACAACCGGUGGAAGCCGAAAUCCCGCGGCCAUAGUUUUCGGUCGAUACGAAGUCGAGACUUGGUAUUCCAGCCCGUUUCCCCAGGAGUACGCGAGAUUGCCGAAACUGUUCUUUUGUGAAUUCUGCUUAAAGUACACCAAGAGUCGGGCGGUACUUGACAGGCAUAUGGACAAGUGCCAGUGGAGGCAUCCACCGGCCACCGAGAUCUAUAGGUGUAACGGGCUAUCCGUUUUCGAGAUCGAUGGUAACGUGAACAAGAUCUAUUGCCAAAACUUGUGUCUAUUAGCGAAAUUGUUCUUAGAUCAUAAAACUCUGUAUUACGACGUGGAGCCGUUUUUGUUUUACGCGGUGACGAAAAAUGACAAGUACGGUUGCCAUUUGGUUGGCUACUUUAGUAAAGAGAAACAUUGUCCGGCGCAGAGGUACAACGUCUCGUGUAUCAUGACUCUGCCCCAAUAUCAGAGGCAAGGGUUCGGAAGGUUUCUCAUCGAGUUCAGUUACCUUUUGUCCAAGGUCGAAGGGAUUCCUGGAACACCGGAAAAGCCACUUUCCGAUCUUGGCCGUGUAUCGUACCAUUCCUUUUGGAAAAGCGUCGUGCUCGAGUAUCUUGACGCUCACAGAGAUUCGACGGAAAUCAAACUGGGAGAUAUAACGAAAGAAACCGGAGUUUCUGCCCACGAUAUCGCGACCGCGAUGCAAUUGUUGGGUUUCGUCAGAUCGGUCCAUCUACCGGGCGAGGGAAACUCGAAGGUGGCCGUAGUAGUCGAUUGGGGCAAAGUGGACGUUCAUAUGGCCAAGAUACGAAAAAGUUCGCGUAUCAAGUUGGACCCUGAUUGUCUCAGGUGGAUACCGUUGCUCACGCAAAUUCCAAAUCCGUAUCAAAGCCCGGAAGAAAGCGGCGACACUAGUUCCGAAUCGUCACCGGUCGCGGCCGAACCUAAACACGUAGCAGCCGUUGUCGAGAAAAUACAAAAGGUAAAGAUCAAGAGAAAACCGAGAGGCAGGAGGUUGGGACAAAGAAGAUCGUCCCCCUUGAAACCAAAAGCUCUUCAAAAAUCUUCGGUACAAAAGGACACCGGUUUCAAAGAACCAAAGGACUCGAAGGAAACGAGACAAAUCAAGGACUCGAAGGAAACGAAAGAGUUUAAAGAGACGACAAAAGAGAGCAAAGAGAAUAAAGAGACGAAAGAACCAAAGGAACCGAAAGAAUCGAAAACAACGAAAGAAGCAGGAGAGAUGGAGAAAGAGCCGCGAAGCACCGCAACCGUUGUCCCGGAAAAUGGCAAGAUGAUGGAGGUUGAAGCGAAGCAUGUUACAUCGACACCGAGAAAUUCUCGAACGAUGGCUGCAUCGAAAAGUUCGAACAACUCGGUGAACUCGGCUAAGUCGACACCUCUGUCAGCGGUAUCGACGACGCCUAGACGAAAGAUCAGGGUGCCGAGAACCCCUCUAGUCGAAUCGGUAGUGACGCCUUUGCGAAAACGAAAACAUUCCGAAAAGACUGAAAGCGAAGAUAAAGAGGACAAGUGCGAAGUGAGUUGUAGAAAGAGGACUCGUGAGUCGUUGAGAGAAAAGGAGAAGGAAAAGGAGCGGGAAAGAGAGAAGGAGAAACCGAAGGAAAAAGACAGGGCAAAGGAUAAAGAUAGGGAUAAGGAUAAGGAUAAGGAUAAGGAUAAGGAUAAGGAUAAAGAUAAAGAUAAUUCGACAAAGGAGAAAGACAAUAAUUUCGUUAUGGAAGGAGAAAAGCUGUCCUCUAAAGAGGUGGGGAUAGAAUCAGUUCCGUUCUCCGGUGUCCAGAAACCGGCUAAAAAGCAGUGCAAAGUAGACGACAUCCUGUUGAAGAUAACCAGUCGACAAAGCGGGAAAUACCUGCAGACGAAACAAGGGAAAGAGAAAAAGCUUUCGGAGCAAAACCAAUGUAACGGAGGAAAAGAGGAGGCAAAGGAAAUUGUUAAAGGUUCGCCGGUAUCGAGACGUGGUAGGGCGAAAGCCGAGAAAGAUGCUUUAAAGAUGCCACAAUUGAAACCGGAAGCAGUUUGUACAGAAGAGAGAGCGGAUAGUCCCAUUACGGUAGCACCUCCCCCAGCUUUAUCCCCUUCGCCAGACUCGGAGAAAACAGAUUCACCUGUUACCGACAAACAGCUCUGUGUUUUUGAAUCGAAUCCUGCUAAUCAGCCGGAUAACGCGACGGAAACGAAUGAGAUCGAUACCAGCGUGGUUACUGCCGAUAUCGGUCGAACAAGCAGCGUUGUCGUUCCACCGGAACCGGAGGCGGAGGUAACCUCUGCCAGUCCUGGAGAAUACGAGGGUGGUGACGAAGACGAAGGGGAGGAAGAAGUACCUGCGCCGAGACCGAAGUCUGUGACACAGUGUUCAAGCGUAACUGGCGGAAAUAUUGAUUCGAACGAACAAACCGCCGCAGAGAUAAUGACGGAAGAUAAUCGAGUCGAUGAACGGAAAGAAGUAGAGAAAUACUUCCUGCAGAAUGUGGAAUCGGAAUCGCAAUCGCAAUCGCAAUCGCAAUCGCAGAUUGCCAACGAUCGGAACGAACAAGUUGCGAAAGAAUGUGAUAAAGAUUCAGAGACUGAAAAAGCAAUUUGUAGUCCGGAAACGCUGAAAUUGGUACCUGAUGUUCCUUCGCCUAAACGCGAGGAAAACGAAAAAUUAAAAGUUAUUGCUCAGGAUAAGGAUGAGGAUAGUUGUAAGGAUGAGGCGGUUUCCGAUAGGUUAGCUUUAAAAGAUUCGAGGGAAGAUUUCACACGAACGAAAGUGGAAACUUGUCCGACUGCUCCUACGGAAAAGAAAGAAUCGAUCGUUGCUUUGAACGUUGCGUCGCCUGAAACGGAGUCCCUCACUCCACAAGAGAAGGUUCUUUCCGUCGUGGAGCAGCAACAACAACAACAGCAGCAGCAGCAGCAGCAUCAUCAUCAUCAUCACCACCACCAUCAUCACCACCAUCACCAACAGCAGCAGCAACCACCACCACCACCACCGCCGCCGCAACAACAACAACAACAACAACAGCAGCAGCAGCAGCAGCAACAGCAGCAGCAACAACAGGAGAAUUUGCAUCUUCAAACUCAAUCGGAAGAGUUGAAACAAAAUUCUCCCGAAAGUGGCAAAACGACGCCUCAUUUGGAAAAUCCUGGCUCGGUGAAACGCACGCCUCCUUCGCAACCGGAUUUGCCCUCGAUGGGUGUAUACACGCCUGAUUCGACUACAAAUUCGGUGCAUUCGUUGCAUUACGGCCACUGCGAUUUGGAUGUUAGUCAAUUGGGACUGGAAUCUCCGACUUCGAUCGCGAGCGAUCUCGCGUCGCAAAACAGCGUCGAGAGGCCACCGAGCGCUUUGCCAUCGAUGCCGGCUUCGGUCACAUCGGUUCCGCCACCCUCGGUACCCAUGCAAAUAGCUACUCCGCCAGUGACUUCCGUUACCGUAAAUAUAUCACCGCAAGUACAGUACUCUGACUGUUCGAUGCCUCAACAUACGCAAUCAACGGCGCACGUGAAUAUGCAUCCGAUGCAGCAUCAACCUCAUACACCGCAACCCCUUCAACAGCCUCGAACGCCACAGUCGCAUACUCCUCAAAGUAUACCGACCCAAAGUCCGCAACCCCUUCCGCAAAGUCAUACGCCACAACCGUUGCCUCAGUCUCAUACUCCGCAGCCUCUUCCUCAGUCUCACACGCCUCAGAGUAUACCGACCCAAAGCCCUCAACCGAUGCCUCAAAGUCGUACGCCGCAACCUUUGCCCCAGUCUCAUACGCCGCAACCGAUACAGUUGUCUCUGACUCAACAAGCACAGAACCAAAACAUAGCGCAUAGUCAGUCUCAACCUCAGCAGCAACAGCAACAGCAACAGCAGCAGCAGCAGCAGCAGCAGCAGCAACAACAACAACAACAACAGCAGCAGCAACAGCAACCGCAAUCGCAAUCUCACAGCAACAAGAGAGCUAGUGGUUCGCAAACUACUCAUAGAUCGAGAUCGACUCAACAGAGUAGUAGCCGAUCGCAUCGAAGCACGCCUCCUACGUCGCAUGCGCAAGCCUCCUCUCAACAUUCGAGCUCUCACAGUAGUCACGCGAGCUCUCAUAGCAGCCACACCACCGUGGCGCACAGCACCCACGUGCCACCUCAGUACCAGCAAUCUUCGUCGAUGAGCGUACCGCCGGUACCUCAUCCUCAUUCUCACACGCACGCUGCUCAUUCGCACAAUAUGGCCGUUAUCUCGCAAGGAAAUUACAUGGCAGUCGCCUCGCAAAACUUUCCAACGCAAAACACGUACGUGAUCCAGCAUCGUAGCGGCAGAUCGGGCGCGCCUACACCUUGCACCACCGCGACAAACUUUUACAUUCAGACGAGCGCGAUGCCUCCGCAUUCGCACACUCCGGCACCUUCUUUAUCCGCAUCCGGAAAUCAUCAGACGACAAAUUCCUGCAGCUUGGCAAAAUUGCAGCAACUUACAAAUGGUUUGGAAAUGAUACCACCCACGCCUCCACCAAGUAUGAAUUUGACACCACCGCCACCGAUACCGCAUACGAUGACUCCACCGCAAAGCUCGCGACAAUUAUCGACUCCGCCUCAGGUGCCUCUUGGUUAUCCGAAGAAUUAUUACAACGUGAACACUGUUCCACCAAGCACUCCUGGCCCGCCGAGCAGGUCAGCUUCGAGAUCAUCGGCUAACGCGAACAUGGCCUCUCUAACGCAACCGUAUCCAAGCGAUAGUCUUUAUCGACAAACUCUCGACCCUGGAAGUACAUGCCCUCAGAUGCAGAGCGCGGCUAGUAGGGUCAGCCCUAACGUCGCUUUGAACACGAAUCUUAUGGCUCAGUAUGGUUAUAGAGUAGCACAACCAGCCACCGGCUACAUGAAUCAAGCGGCUCAACUCGGUGGUUUCAUGAAUCAGGCCAGUCAGCUGCCCGUCGGAGUCGUAAAUGUACCUGCACCAUACCCCCAGGACCCUCAUCAACAGAACCCAGCGGCGGUCUACACCACCUAUCACGGUUACAUCAACGGAGGCCUUAUGCAGCCUCUGAACAGUUCGAUGAGGCCGCGUUAGCCCUCCGAUCAACCGAACGCACACUCUACUAUUAUUCCUCGUAACAAAGAAGCGACGGAACGCGCCUGAAAUCUUGGCUACUCUUUCAGAAUUAUCCAAUCGAUUGGAAUCUCUUCUAUACAAAUUUCGAGUGUAAAGUAUAACGAGGGAACGUUGACGAGAUCGCGUCGUGAAAUCUGUUUUAUUUUAUUUACUCGCUUUCGCUUUCGCUUUCGCUUUCGCUUUCGCUUUCGUUUUCGUCUCUUUACGUUAUCGGUGUUCGGCAGCACCCUUCUCAAUAUCCGCCAUAUUCUUCACGUUUUUACGUCAGGAUCAAAGGAUUCUCAAGUUGUCGGAUAGCUGUAUAUGGUUGAACAUGGCUAAGCGAUCGAAACUUGCAUAGGAGAAUAAAUCGACGAAACUUGCAGAAAAACGGAUGAGUGGAUGUAAUUAGGUAUGUUUGAAAAUCAAUCUGCAAAGUAUGGAUUCGUAAGUUGUGCAUUUAAAGUGAUUAAUAAUAAUAGUCUACCUUGAAGGUCGAUUAGGGAUCUAUUAGGGUAGAUAAACGUUGUAUAUUCACGAUCGACGAAACAAACACCUAUUUUUAUUAGUAGGGCAUUCCCUCCCGAAACUGCAACAGUGUUACGUUUUGUGUAUGAUAAUAUACAUAUGCGUAUAUAUGUAUAUGUAUUACACAUGAUAUUUGCAAAUAAUAUUCUGUUUGAUAUUAUCGAUUGUUGAACGUUGUUGUUUACUUUUUCUUCGAGGCACACUGUACUUUACUGUAUCAUAAAAUACUUGUAUCGCUCUAAUAAUUCUAAUUGUAUUAUUGCAAAUUUAAUUACGAUCGCUGUUGGGAUUGUUUUUAAACGCGUUCGUUUCGUUGUCAUCGACUGGUAAAUGAGCAGUAUCAACCACACGUUUCAUCUUUUCAUCCUUUCACCUUUCUACGUGAUACCGUUUUUAUUAUCGUAAUUAUUCUAUUACUGCUACUAUUAUUACCUCUAUGAUUAUGAUGAUGAUGAUUAUUAUUAUUAUUAUUAUUAUUAUUAUUAUUAUUAUUAUUAUUAUUAUUAUUAUUAUAAUCAUUAUCAUCAUCAUCAUCAUCAUCAUCAUCAUCAUCAUCAUCUCCAUCGUCACUGUCUUUAUUUUUAUCUUCGUAAUCGCACCAUCGUUAUUGUCGUUAUCAUCGUCGUCGACGUGAUCAUCGAUCGUUCGAAACAGAAUUAUAUUUUAUUCGUUGUCACUCCCUAAACCCGUCACGAUACGCCAAACGUACUGACGGUAUAGAGAAAAUACACAUAAGAAGAUCGAAAAACGUUCGUUCGUUCGUUCUUGUGUAUUAUACGUAACGUUUUAUCAUCUACAUUUAUACAGUACGGAGCGAGAUACAACUAGGAUCACACACGUACUAGUUACAAGAAUGAUUACGGAUGCGUAAAAGAAACUCUUCCACGGAGCGUCGUAAAAAAUUUAUGCUAAAAUUAUUUUUUGUAUCGAGUUAUAAGAGAAAAGUCGAGAACCAAAUUCCCCGUUUAGCCUGUUUGUGGGAAAUUUUAAAUGGUGCUCGUUCGUGUACUUUCAAUUGUAAUUUCCCUUCCUUGUGACGCUUCGAGGAACGAUCGCGAACAAAUAAUAUAUUUAUAGUAUGUUACGAAUUUAAUUUUUUCAGACGAGACUAUAAGAGCGAGAGGCAAUGAUUUGCCUAGUUUUUAGCGUAUCUAUUAAACGACAAGAAAAAGUUAUGAAUAGUGUAAAAAUACAUCAAUAUUUAUUGUACAUAGAUCUAAAAAAAGUACUAACAAAUAAAAAGGAAUCAAAAA